Molecule: messenger RNA, 884 nt
Organism: Radiomyces spectabilis
Lineage: Eukaryota; Fungi; Mucoromycota; Mucoromycetes; Mucorales; Radiomycetaceae
Product: S-adenosyl-L-methionine-dependent methyltransferase
Exons: 7
Coding region: 157-810 (217 amino acids)
Molecular function (GO): methyltransferase activity
Source: RefSeq, a predicted model, not a curated record
GCGAUGAAGAAGAACAAGAUCGUAUUUCUCAUGAUUUUAUAUUUUUUUUUCUUGGUCUUACGGGAAUAGCAACAUUUUGCAUUGAAAGCAUUAUUCGAGGGUAACAUAUUACCAUCGGUACAGGAACGAUUACCUGCAGAUGCGAAUAUCCUUGAUAUGGGUUGUGGUUCAGGCUCCUGGGUCAUGGAAAUGGCGAUUGAGAAUCCCGAAGCACGUGUGACAGGCAUCGAUAUGGCUGACAUUUUCCCUACCACCAUCCGUCCAGAGAAUGUCCGAUUUGAGAUCGUCAAUAUCCUGGACGGCUUACCUUUUGAAGAUAAUACCUUUGAUUUGGUGCAUAUGCGAUUACUUGUAGCUGCGCUGCGAGUGAAUGAAUGGCCUCGUGUUUUAAACGAAAUUCAUCGUGUUCUGAAACCGGGAGGACUCGUUGAACUUGUUGAAUCCGAUUUUACGGAAACCGAACAAAGCCCGAAAAUCCGUCGAUUCAUAUCCGCAUUUUUGGAAACCAUGCAGGAACGUCAACAAGACCCAUGGAUCUCUCGAAAAUUGUCAACACUAUUGCAAGAUAGUUCAUUUGAAGUGCUACAAGAUGAACUGAAAGAAAUCCAUUUCGGUCCUGAUCAGAAUGCUAUUGCCACGGAAAUCCUGUGGGGAUGGAAAGAAGCCAUGAAAACGCUCAAACCUCUCCUUAGUGCGAAACUGUGUCCGAACAAUGAAGACUAUAUUGCGCUGGUCGAUGACUACAUCAAAGACUGCAUCGAGAAUCGCUGGUUCGUUCGAUGCGUCGCCGCCUCGGGUCGAAAAAUAUAAAUUAAAGCAGCUCAAUUUUUGUAUUGCAAGCUGAUCUAGAACCGUUUUAUAACUGAUCAAAAAAAAAAAAAAAA